Messenger RNA from Sphaerulina musiva SO2202, 1416 nucleotides. Its product is annotated as Pkinase-domain-containing protein. Bases 1 to 1416 code for a protein of 471 amino acids. Gene Ontology annotation, biological process: intracellular signal transduction; protein phosphorylation. Gene Ontology annotation, molecular function: ATP binding; protein serine/threonine kinase activity. The transcript has 4 exons. Lineage: Eukaryota; Fungi; Ascomycota; Dothideomycetes; Mycosphaerellales; Mycosphaerellaceae. Gene Ontology annotation, cellular component: cytoplasm. The record is from RefSeq and is a predicted model, not a curated record.
AUGGGUCCAGACUCCGAUCCUGUGAGGCAAACAUCCUCCAGCCUCCCUCACAAUGAGUCUUUGGAGCCCAAUGGCAACCUUACAGUCCGCAGCAAUGAAUACCCAAUAUCGCCAAAGAACAAGCACAUUUCCCGCAUUGCCAGUGAUGAUGCACGCGACUCCAAGCGCAAUUCCGCCAUUUCCACCGCCUCGACGACCGCGUCUAGCGUAAGACGCAAGACAUAUAUUGGGCAUUGGCAGCUAGGUAAGACAAUCGGCAAAGGAGGCUGUUCGCGAGUGCGCGUCGUCCGGCACAGACACAGAGACCAGUAUGGCGCUGUAAAGAUCAUCACGAGAUCUGUCGCCGAGAGCACGCGCGCCCAAAGCCUGGCCAACUUGAUCGAGAGUACGAAGCUGUCGCCUGGUCUAUCCGCUGUCGGAUACAAGCCUAUCCCAUAUGGUCUCGAACGUGAAAUCGCUGUCAUGAAACUCCUGGAGCAUCCUAAUAUUGUACAGCUGUACGAUGUCUGGGAAAACAGAAAUGAAUUAUAUCUCAUCAUGGAGUAUGUCAAAGGCGGUGAACUCUUCCAUUAUGUAGAUGAGCGCAAAGGUCUUCCCGAGGACGAGACGGUAUACAUCUUCCGGCAGAUUGUAUCAGCUCUGCUGUAUUGCCACAGAUUGCUCAUCUGCCACCGCGAUUUGAAGCCAGAGAACAUCCUGCUCGAUCGCGAGAAGCUGACUGUGAAGCUCAUUGACUUCGGUAUGGCUGCACUGCAGCCCCAGGGUCGACUGCUAAGCACGCCUUGCGGGAGCCCACACUACGCUGCUCCAGAAGUGGUCAGUAGUAGGCCGUACGACGGGCCUCAAGCAGACGUCUGGAGCUGUGGUGUCAUUCUCUAUGUCAUGCUGACUGGCACCACCCCUUUCAACUACGACCAUAACAACGAUAUCCGCGCACUCUUUAGAGAUAUCACAGCUGCCAGGUAUAUCAUGCCCAAGGAUCUGAGCUACGAAGCGCAGGACCUGCUUGGACGCAUCUUCAUACCCAACCCUGCGCAGCGUCUGACCAUGGACGAGGUCUGGGACCAUCCUCUUCUGCACAAGUUUGAUGCCGAAUUUGGCUUGGACGGUCCCGAUGGCACCAAGGAGGCCGCGGUGGGCAAGCCGCCGAGCAUCGACGAGUGGAGAGUCAAGCGGAUCCAGGACAUUGAUCGUGAGAUCCUCAGCAACAUGCGUACUCUGUGGCACAGUGAAACAGAGCAAAGCUUGAUCCAAAAACUCCUUGACAAGAAUGAACUCAACCAGGAGAAGCUGUUCUACGCAGCCUUGCUCAAACAUAAAGAGGAGACACUGGAGAGCUAUGAUGGAGGAGCAGAUGAUAUCAGCUACUCGGCCAUAUUCUAUCAUGAACGACGAACAUCUGCGCCCGAGCUCUAG